CCGCCUCCGGAAGAGGACAUUGGGGAUCGGGGGAACUUCGGAGGGAGCCCGGUGGCGACAGAUGCUCAGGUACCAUGGACUCCCCUGGUGGGUCAAGCUUCCCUUCUGGGCUGCUCUCAGGGGGUGCGUCUCCUAGCGGUGAUGAAGGAUUCUUCCCCUUCGUACUGGAACGCCGAGACUCCUUCCUGGGAGGGGGCCCCGGGCCAGAGGAACCAGAGGACCUGGCCCUACAGCUGCAGCAGAAAGAGAAGGACCUGCUGUUGGCCGCUGAACUCGGCAAGAUGCUUCUGGAACGCAAUGAGGAGCUUCGGAGGCAGCUAGAAACGCUGAACACUCAGCACCUGGAGCGUGAAGAGAGACUGCAGCAGGAGAAUCAUGAGCUCCGCCGUGGACUGGCAGCCCGGGGUGCUGAGUGGGAGGCCAGAGCUGUGGAGCUGGAGGGAGACGUGGAAGCCCUGCGGGCCCAGCUUGGGGAACAGCGGUCAGAGCAGCAGGACAGUGGCCGAGAACGGGCAAGGGCCCUCAGUGAACUCAGCGAGCAAAACCUCAGACUCAGCCAGCAGCUGGCCCAGGCCUCCAGGACGGAGCAGGAACUGCAGCGGGAACUGGACACCCUUCGCGGACAGUGUCAGACUCAAACCCUGGCAGGGGCAGAGCUGAGAACUCGGCUGGAGAGUCUGCAGGCGGAGAACCAGAUGCUGCAGGAUCGCCGGCAGGACCUGGAGACCCAGAUCCGAGGCCUUCGUGAAGAAGUAGACAAAGGCCAAGGCAAACUACAGACCACCCACGAGGAGUUGCUGCUGCUUCGUCGAGAGAGGAAAGAGCACAAACUAGAGCUGGAACGCGCUCGCUUCGAGGCUGGCGAGGCGCUGAGCACGCUGCGGAGGUUGCAGCGGCGGGUCUCAGAGCUGGAGGAGGAGUCGCGACUCCAGGACGCCGAAGUGUCGGGUACCUCCCUGCAGACCGAGCUUGCCCACAGUCUCGACAGCGACCAAGACCAAGACCAGCAUGUCAAUGAGUGUGAAGGAGCCCAAAGUAUCUUGUCCCCGGAGAUACAAGAGGCAUCCAGUCCCCAGCCUUCAGUCCAGGAAGAGAGCUUGGAACCCCCCAAGAAGAGAGCAUCCCUGAGCCCAGUGGAGAUUCUGGAGCAGAAGGAGGCAGAAGUGGCCAGGCUGCAGGAUGAGAUCGUCCUGCUCCGCACAGAGCUACAGACUCUCCGGGAUGAGCUGCAGCGACAGAAGGAGCUGAGGGCGCAGGACAAUCCCGAGGAAGCCCUGAGCUGUGCGCUCGCUGACCGGGACGAAGCAGUGAACAAGGCCCUGAAGCUGUCCCUGGAGCUCAAUCGUGUCUCGCUAGAGCGGGACUCUUUGUCCCGGGAACUGCUGCGAGCCAUUCGCCAGAAGGUGGCGCUGACGCAGGAGCUUGAGGCUUGGCAGGACGACAUGCAGGUGGUGAUUGGACAGCAGGUGCGCUCCCAGCGCCAGAAGGAGCUCAGUGAGGCUGCCGCAGCUCGAAGACGCACGAAGACUGGCUUCUCUUUGCGUCUGGGAUCAGGGCAGAAUGGAGGCUUUCUAAGCAACCUCUUCCGAAGGACCUGAGGGCUGGGCGGCAGGGCUACCUUUUCUCGCCCUCGGGCUCACUUUCCUCUUAGCAGCCAAUGGAACCACUGGGCCUGAAUAACUUCCAAGUAAGGCCAUUGUCUUCCUUUCCCCAAGAGGUGGACAGAGGCACUUCGGGAGAAGGGGCCAGUUUGGGGGCAGGAGGCCCAGGUGGGUGGCAGGGCAGAGCUGUUUAUUUUUCGAAAUCUAUAUAGGUCUAUCUUUUCUAAGCUUCAGCUCCUGCCCUAUCUGUGUGACAGGGUUAGGGAUGGGCAUUGAUGUGUAAGGAUAAGUCAGAGUAAUAUAUAUCACUACAUUUACUUGGUCUCCAUUCUUGGGUAGAAAAUGCAAACAAGAAAAACCUAAAACUUUAUUUUGACAGAAAAAAAAAAAAAAGCUGAGUGCCGUGGCUCACGGGCCUAAAUCUCAG
Molecule: messenger RNA, 2028 nt
Organism: Myodes glareolus (Bank vole)
Lineage: Eukaryota; Metazoa; Chordata; Mammalia; Rodentia; Cricetidae
Gene: Bicdl2
Product: BICD family like cargo adaptor 2
Biological process (GO): Golgi to secretory granule transport; vesicle transport along microtubule
Source: RefSeq, a predicted model, not a curated record